Pelobates cultripes (western spadefoot toad) is the source of this 4911-nucleotide messenger RNA. Lineage: Eukaryota; Metazoa; Chordata; Amphibia; Anura; Pelobatidae. The record is from the annotation of a GenBank genome assembly.
AUGCACCUUGGACACAGGGGCAGUAACAGCGAGGAGGUAAGACAAAUGAAGUAUAAUUACCUUCGGGAACCCAUAAAUAUAGGUUGAAAACUCAUACACACAUGCAACAAAAUGUUUACAAAAAAUCUCCAUAAUAACACUGUGUUCUGUACCACUAGGGAAUGCCUUACGGACCAUUCAACAACUUGAACAUGCAAGUAGGUGAAGAAAUGCUGAUUUUGCAAACAUUUCCCAUAAUCCUAUUUAUCACAUUUUGGAUCUUUUACUUAAGUCCACAUCCAUUUAUUUCAAAGGCAACACCUUAACUAACUGUAUUAAAACCAUGCACCUGUGUCAACACCCCUACACUACAGCCAAACAGGGACAAAAAGUUUAUAGCAUACGUGUUUGUUAGCGUCUUUUUUUUGGUGUCCCCAAUAGUGGGAUACCAGAGAACAAAAGUGGAACAGGGCUGUUAAAGUGUGUUGAGCAUAUGUGGGGAUGCUACCUGUGGUGUUGUAUUUGUUUGAAAGUUGUUUUUAGGAUUGCAUGUGUGUAGAGGAGUCCUUUUGUAUUGUAGUGUGUAAAGGGGUCUGUUUGUGUUGUACUAUGUGUGGCUAGUGGAUAUAGUGUGUGUUGGGCUGUAAAGUAUGUGUGUGUGUUUAUAGGGCCUGUAAAGUGUGUGGGCCUAGGGGGUGUUGUGUGUGCAUGUAAGGGCUGUACUGUGUGUCUGUAUCUAGGGGCUCCAGGGGGUUGCAUUGUGUGUGUAUGCAUGCAGGGGUUGUAGUGCAUAUGUGUGUAUAGGUGUGGUAAUGUUUGUAUAGGGUGUUUAGUGUGCAUGUGUGUAUAGGGGGUGUAGUGUGUGUAUAGAAGUAUAGUGUGUGUAUAGGGGUGUAGAGUGUGUAUAGGGUACAAUGUUUGUACAGGAAGUGUAGUGUGUUUUAGGUGGUAUAGAGGGUGUUAGUGCAUUUUUGUGUGUGUAGUGGGUGUAAUGUUUGUGUUUAUAGGGUAUAGACUGUGUGUGGUGUGCACGCAAGGGUUGUAUUGUGUGUUUAUAGAUGGUAUAAAGUGUGUGCAGUGUGUGUUUAUAGACAUAUAGAUUGUGUGUAGUUGAGUAGUGUGUGUAAGUAAUGGGGGUGUAAUGUGUAUAUGAGGGUAUAGAGUGUGAGUGGUGUAUAUGUGUAAGUGUAUGGGGUGUAGUGUUUAUAUAGGGGGAAAAGUGUGUGUAGUAUGUUUGUGUGUAAGUGCAGGGGUGUUGUGUGAAUAUAGGGGUAUUGAGUGUGUGUAGUAUGUUUGUGUGUAAGUGCAGGGGGUGUAGUGUGUGUAUAAGGGUGUAGAGUUUGAGUAGUGUGUUUGUUAAGUGCAGAGGGUGUAGUGUUUAUAUAGGGGGUAUAGAGUGUGUGUAGUGUGUUUGUGUGUAAAUGUAGGUGGUGUAAUGUGUAUAUUGAAGGUGUUUGUGUGUGUGUGUGUGUGUGUGUGUGUGUGUGUUUGUGUGUAAGUGCAGGGGUGUAGUGUGUGUAUAAGGGUGUAGAGUGUGAGUAGUAUGUUUGUUAAGUGCUGGGGUGUAGUGCGAAUAUAGGGGUAUAGAGUGUGUGACGUAUGUUUGUGUGGACGUGCAGGGGUGUAGUGUGUAUAUAAGAGGUAGGAUAGAGCUUAAAUAAUUAAAUUACAAAUGUAAUUGUUAAAGAAAAUUACCUUGCAGGGGGAGAGGGAGCACAGUGAUCACUGGUGGUCCAGUGGGCUACAUAGGCAGUCAGUAUAUGUUAUAUAGUAUAGACCAUGUCUCUCACUCUUGUUCUGACAGAGCUUGCGUAAGGGAGCGCUGCAUGCUGCUGAGAGGCUUCCUGACUCAUAUUAUCCCGGUGACCUAACCUCCCCUCCGGCCUGUGAUGCAACAGUACGCCCUCAUUGGGCCGGGCCGCACUGCCUGCCUUCGGCCCAUGGCCAUCGUGGCCACCGGCAUUUGACUGGUAUGCCGGAUAGCCAGUUCAGGCCUGCCCUACACAGUGCUUUAUAAUUAACUUCAAAUAUGGUGCAUUAAAUUGGCACCGUCACAAAUUAUGUAAAUGGAGUUGUUAUUGCUCUCUCAGUACAGAGGACUUGGGGCAAACAAUGAGAGAGUGCUAGACCAAGGGUUUUUCAUAACCUCACUGGAGACUCCAGCCUUUGUGAGCUCUCAUCUCCACCCCCUCCCCGCCCUCCCAAUGAGAGAGAAGAAAGGAUAGAGGGAGUGAAAGAUGCGAUGAGAACAUUAGCAUGGAGAAAUCAGGGGUUCUCUGAGAUUAAGGAAAGUUGGUCAUUUUUGCAUUAGUGUAUUGAACAUAAAGUUUUGUGAUUAAGAAAAUGCAUCAAUUAGUGCUUCCUGAGCAUUGUUUGAUCAAAUCUAGACAAGUAUUUGCAUAAUAAGCUAUAUUUCUAAAUAUUGAUCUCUCCUGAUUGUCAAUCUUUCUUGUCCCAGAUGCCUCAUGUUGGAUCUUUCUAUGGACUUGGCCUCCCAAACUACUCACAGAUGGUCCAGUUACAGCAUGCACUAGUCCAGCAACCUUUCUCAUGGCUUCAGCAAAAUGCAGCUAAAGGUCACAAAGAUACCAUUUCUCCUCCAAUGCCACGAUUCCCGAUAAACUCUCCACAUUUGGCACACCAUCAGCAGCCAAAGCAACCACCACUACCCACUAUGCCCCAGUACCAACAUGUCACAAAGCAACAUCAGCCACCUCCUGCACCAGAUCCCCAGUUAACCCCUGUAAGUACAUAAAGCAAUACUGUAUGCGCCAGCAAUCAUUUUCUGCAAUUAAUAAAAAAGGGAUUCAUCUAUAGGUUAACUUACUAUAUUUAAAGGGACCUUCUUAGCACCAUAACCACUAAAGUUCAUUGACACUGUCUUUUAUUUUUUUAUCAUACCAAUUUGAACCAGUCUGACAUAAACCAUGGCUCUGCCAGCACCCUCAGUCUGAUACAUCCCUCCUAAGCUAUUUGUAUACUGUACAAAUUACAUAAACAAAGAAGACAGCUAUGGAUGCCAAGGAGAGCCACAGCUUUGCAAAUCACCGCAAAAUAGUUUCACAAAAAUGCUGAUAGCUUAGUCUAUCAUCAAUGAGCAGCUAGAUGUGUAGAAUGACGUAAACAAUGAACUGUAUUGGUAUCGUGCUACCCCUUUAAUGAUUAUGAACAUUUUUAUAUAAGGUACCUAUAAAGAUUUAAGGCUUUUAUUUGUAGACAUUCCAUUAACUUGCAAAAAGUUUACAUUUGUUUGUUUGAUAAUUGCUUAAAGAGACAUUACACACAGGAGCCCAUUUAUUGUUUUUUUUUUUUUAUUUAUAUAAAUGAAAAGCUAAUGUGAUAGAUCAGUUGGUAGAGUUCUAGCUGUAGUAUCUCAGACCUCCAGGUGUAAUUUCAAACAGAUCUAACUCUGCCAUUCAUCUUUUUGAUAUCAAUUUAAAAAUAUAUAUAUUUUUUCUAAAAACUUUUUUUAAUCAUUGGAAACUAGUGACAACUAUCAGGGUUAUUCACUAAAGGUAUAAUUGUAGGGAGUUCAAAGUUAAUUUUAAGCUGAAGGUCAAAGUAGCUGCACUGAAAGCAUUGCUGACUGGGAGGAUUUUAUGGCUUCAGCUAUUUUGACCUUAAAUUUGAAAUUCACUUUUUCUAACAUGAAUUUGUUGGCAAUAUUAUUUAUUGCACUCAUAUUUGAAGUUUGCAUUUGCUACAAAUCACUGAGUCUACCAACACCAGAAGUGACUUAGUCAAUAAUGGAGCUCAGUCAAUUUUCUUUAGUAUAUACAAGCUCAUACUUUAAAGGGAAAAAGUCACUUGUAUGGAUUUUUAAAAUUAUGUUUAGUUACGUAUUCCCUAUGUUUAAAUAAUAUGGGUGUGUGUGUAUAAUUGAAUGUAUAGAUCCACAUUGCUCUGUCGUGGAUUUGAUUGGCUCUAUCAUGGCUCUCUGUUAGACAUUACUAAACUUUGCCCUCUGCCCAGACAGAGCAUACAGGUAAUCCAAGACACUAAUUUGUCUUUUUUUUUUAUCAGAGCUUUUACUUUUAUUUUCAGAUACAUCAGGUUCAUAAUGAGUAAAAUGAAAGGUUUUGAUAACUCCCCUUUUCCAGUAUAGAAUUCCACGUUAGAAUCAAGGAGGAAAAGAUUAAUGUAGGAGCUGUUUUGUGCCAGUCUCACUGCAUGUCAUUACAUUCUCCCUCGGCUCUCAGCUCAUUCCUCACCAAUCUCUGUAAUAGCCAUACUUUUAGUGAACCGAGCUAUUUUAUCUGUAAUUCAAGUAAUCUAAGUAACUUGUCAAGGUGAGAUACAGCAUCACAAAGGUUUAAAAUAUCCAUGGCAUCCUAUGAAAUGUGCCUCUGUUUCCUCUACAGAUAUUUCCUCCAUAUCCUAGUGGAAUCAACCCAUUUCACCCAUAUUGGCAACAGGUAUGUAACAUAUUUAAGCGCAAAACUCAUUGAAGUAAUAUUUUAAGCAGUUCUAUAAUGGACAUAUGUACAUGAAUUUGGGGGAGGGAAAUUAUAAUUUAAAUGACUGUCACCAUUAUUGAUGAUCUUAAAGUGGCUCUGUCACUCUCAACUUACCUUUCUCCAGUCAUUCCUUCUUCCCUUUCUCUUUCACAAUCUGUUAUUUUGUUUUUUUCUGAUCUAUUUUUCUUUAAAAACAUAAGACUACUAAUGGACUACUUUGUAUUUUUGUAUUUUAUACUUUGUAUUUUUCCUAUGCUUGACACAUUUUGACAAAGAGUUUAAGGCAAGCUACACUUCCUUUGUCAAAGUAUAAUUUUCCCACAAUACUCACCUUUCCAUCAAGUCUAUCCUCAUCGAGAUCUCACAUGCCCAGUACAAUUGCCUUUGCAUAUGUCUUACAUAGACAUGCUUCUUUCCAAAGGCAGGACAUCACUGCCAGGCUUUUUUAUAUGGCCUGGAUGAGAAGAAAAUCUAG